AUGCAAAUGACCCAUGAUGUAGGUAAGCCACUCAUCACUGGAGAUUCGUUUACUAGAACGUUAUUUGAUGAGAAGAACAAAGAUCAUUGGAAGAUACAAGCACAAUGGACGCUACGGUCAAAGCUCUCAACUCCACAAAACACAAAAGUCGCAAAGAAUGUAAUUCUUUUCCUCGGUGAUGGUAUGAGCAUCACAACGCUGGCUGCCACGAGAGUCUACUUGGGAGGACAGUAUGGACACAAUGGUGAAGAACUGAAGCUUAGUUUUGAAAGCUUUCCUUAUACUGGACUAGCGAAGACUUACUGCGUUGACCAUAAUGUUGCGGAUUCUGCAUGCAGCGGCACAGCUUAUCUGUCAGGAGUUAAAGCUAAUAGUGGAACUCUUGGCUUAAGUGGAGCAGUAAAGAGGGGGGACUGUGCUGGUCAGCGGGAUGGUAUUCAUUCUGUCACUGGUUUGAUGGACUGGGCUCAAAAAGCUGGCAAAUCCACAGGUAUAGUGACAACCACGAGGGUGACUCACGCGUCUCCGGCAGCUGCGUACGCGCACGCCGCGGACCGCAAGUGGGAAGCGGACGCGGAUUUACCUACACGAGGUUUGAAAUGCGAGGACAUUGCGUCACAACUUGUCAGAGGCAGAGUCGGCAGCGGCCUUAAUGUAGUUUUCGGAGGUGGAAGAAAAAAUUUUAUGCCACGAAGUGAAAUUGAUUCAAAUGGCCAUUCUGGCUACCGAAAUGACGGCAGAAAUUUGAUAAGAGAAUGGCUCGUGAAGAAAGAAAGUCUUGGCAUUUAUCCCAAAUACAUAUACAGUAGAAAAGAACUUUUAAAUUUAGAGAAUAAUAAAUAUGGCAGUGUAUUGGGUCUAUUUGCUUCUGAUCAUAUGUCUUAUCACCUUGAAGCCGGUGAUGAGGAGCCUACUUUAAGCGAAAUGACUCAAAAAGCAAUUGAAAUUCUGUCGCAGAACACAAAAGGUUUUGUCCUGUUUGUUGAAGGUGGUAGGAUAGAUACAGCACAUCACGAAACCAAAGCGCGUAAAGCGUUAGACGAAACAGCUGAAUUAGCUAAAGCUGUUGAAGCUGCAUUGAGGAUAGUAGACAUCGAAGAAACCCUAGUUGUAGUCACUUCAGAUCACAGCCAUACAAUGAGCUAUAGUGGUUAUAGCAAACGAGGAUCUGAUAUAUUAGGAUUUGCUAACGCAAAAUACAACGCAUCUGAUAACCUGCCAUACACCAUCCUGAGCUACGCGAACGGUCCGGGAUCGAUGGCGAGAACGGAUUUCAGACAUAAUCUUAUGUUUGAUAAUAUGAAUGACCUUAAUUACACAUAUCCAUCGCUGGUUCCAAUACCUCGCGAGACCCACGGUGGUGAAGACGUGGCUGUCUUUGCCCACGGCCCAUGGGCUCAUCUCUUCAGUGGCAAUUAUGAACAAAAUUUUAUACCUCAUGCCUUAGCAUAUGCCUCCUGUAUAGGACCAGGGCUCACUACGUCAACACCAAAACGACUAAAACCGGAUGAUAACACCAGUUGCGUGUUCAAAAUCCGUAAAUGGUGCCGCAGUCGACGCUGUCAGCUGUGGCGGUUGCUGCUCCUCCCCUUCAUACCUAUCCUGGCUCUGAUUGUUCAGACCACCUUCUCCUUAAAGAACAGCCUCACUAAUGGCAUGGAAGUUGCUGAUGUCGAAGAACAGGUCAGCAGAGCUACAGAGUUAGGUAAGCUGGUGACCAGGUUGCAGCAGGAGAGAUCUGAAGUUGCAUUCUUUAUCUUCACUAAUGGAAGUACUCUGAGGUCAAACUUAACGCAACGCUUUGCUGGCACGGACAGUGCUAUCGAGCAAAUGGGAGAACUACCGCCUUUGACCUUCAAAAAUAGAGCUGUUAUUGAUGGACAGGGGUUUGUAAAUGAACUCGCUGAUCUGAGAGCCAAAAUAAAUUCCGGCACGUCGAUGACGGAGGUCGUGGAGUGGUAUACGAAUGCCAACGCGGCACUCCUGACACAUCUCACCAAAGAAAUUAAGGACACUGAUAGCAGUACUAUAUGGAGAUAUUUGGUUGGUUUCAAAAAUUUACUUCGGAGUGUCGAAUGUAAGGGCAUCGCUUCUGUGUUGGGCAUUAAUUACUUCGCAAGGGGUUUUCUACAGCCAAGAGCACAUGAAAAAUAUAUAAGCCACAUGGUUUUAGGAAGGGAUCUUCUUGACAAUACACUGAAUCUUGUGCCAUCCCUCAUUCCACUCCUCAUGGAUAUAAAAGAGGACAGCCCAGAGUACCAGGUAUUAGAAAAGAAGAAUCAAAGAAUUGUUGACAACAAGCCCCACGCUGGAAGUGUCGGUGAGGCAAUAGAAUACUUCGACCAAACCGCGACUUUGCUUGGAAAAUUAAGGGCUGUUCAGAAGCAAUUAAGAGAAUACAUACGUGAGGGCGUCAAUGAAAGUCUCCGAGAAGCUCGACGCAGUGAGGCUGUAUGUGGUGGUAUAUUGGUGCUAGUGUGCGUGGUGUCACCCAUCAUUAUUGCGUUGGUUAGGAACGCCGUCAAUACUAUACAGAUAUACGCUCGCAACCUGUCAGAGAAAGCAAGGGAAUUGGAAUAUGAAAAAGAGUUGAGUGAUUCUUUGCUUUACCAAAUGCUGCCAGCCAGCGUUGCCAAACAGCUGAAACAAACGCAACAGGUGCCCGCUGAGUUCUUCGCGUCAGUAACUGUGUACUUCAGUGACAUAGUUGGCUUCACAGCUAUCGCUGCCGUGUCUACACCCUACCAGGUUAUAAGUUUUUUGAACUCCGUGUACAAACUGUUCGAUGAACGCAUCGAGUGCUAUGAUGUUUACAAAAUAGAAACAAUUGGUGACUCCUACAUGGUAGCGUCAGGACUUCCCGUCAGGAACGGUAACAAACAUGCAACUGAGAUCGCCAGCAUGGCUUUGGAACUGCUCGAAGCGACUUCUAUAUGUCGUCUCCCUCACCGGCCCGAUCAGGCUCUUUGUAUGAGAAGCGGUAUCCACACGGGCCCCUGUGUAGCUGGGAUCGUCGGCAGCAAAAUGCCACGUUACUGUCUCUUCGGUGACACUAUCAACACCGCCAGUAGAAUGGAAAGCACAGGCGAGCCUAUGAAAAUUCAAAUAUCAGAAGACGUAAAGUUGGCGUUGGACAAAACUGGACUCUUCAUCACUACACCUAGAGGAGUUGUUGAUGUGAAGGGCAAAGGUGAAAUGACGACCUACUGGUUGGAUGGAAGGACUGGUCCGUCUCCUGUCCGGCCUCCUGCCUCCUCUUUGGACUGUACUCCAAGCUUUCUGACCCGCAUCCACUCUCAACGCCGCAGUUCACCUCGAUACCAACCCAACCAGAGCUAG
Molecule: messenger RNA, 3339 nt
Organism: Danaus chrysippus (African queen)
Lineage: Eukaryota; Metazoa; Arthropoda; Insecta; Lepidoptera; Nymphalidae
Source: the annotation of a GenBank genome assembly